Girardinichthys multiradiatus is the source of this 3291-nucleotide messenger RNA. RefSeq names its product frizzled class receptor 3a (gene fzd3a). NCBI's taxonomy places the organism in Eukaryota, Metazoa, Chordata, Actinopteri, Cyprinodontiformes, Goodeidae. The coding region runs from base 510 to 2582 and encodes 690 amino acids. The transcript is spliced from 9 exons. Gene Ontology annotation, biological process: canonical Wnt signaling pathway; non-canonical Wnt signaling pathway. The record is from RefSeq and is a predicted model, not a curated record. Gene Ontology annotation, cellular component: plasma membrane. Gene Ontology annotation, molecular function: Wnt-protein binding; Wnt receptor activity.
AAUGAUAACACCGGUGAGCCGCCUCUGCUCCGGUUACCAUCAGCCACGGAGCGAGCGUCAUCUUUUGUUCGCUCUGCGUUGCUUCUCUCUGUCCGUGUUCGUGUUUUGGUGGCGAGACACUGACGGUGAGAGGAAGCCGACACGCAAACGAGCCUCCGGGUCAGAUCGGCGACUGUUUUCCAUCUGCGGCUACGCCUGGUAUUUCCUUCGACAUAUCGUUGUCCAGCAAAGACCAAGGAGCUGUGUGAGUCUAUCUAUCGAAGCAGCACAGCCUCUCUCAGGUGAUGGACACCUUGUGACUCAGUGUGACCAGCUUUAACUAUGAGGAAAUCGGAUUCUCCCUGUCAAAUCAGACUGUUUCUCUGUGAUCUGAGCAGGAAGAAGCGACUAUCAGGCAAUUUGAGCUACUCUGACCUGGUAAAUUACCCUUAUGGUAACAGAGCUUAACCCCUCAUCCUAACCAGCAAUCUCCUGGGGGUCUCCUCUCCUUUCUUCUGUGGGGACCAGUAAUGGAUCUCCUGUGGGUGCUUUCCGUGUCCAUGCUCGCUGCCUGCGUAGCCAUCCCCAUGGAUGCGGCGGCGGGGAGUCACAGUAUGUUCACCUGCGAGCCAAUCACCCUGCGCAUGUGUCAAGGGCUGCCAUAUAAUUCCACCUUCAUGCCCAACAUCAUGAACCACUACGACCAGCAGACGGCCGCUCUCGCCAUGGAGCCGUUCCAUCCCAUGGUCAACCUGCAGUGCUCUCCAGACCUCAGGAUGUUCCUGUGUGCCAUCUACGCUCCAGUGUGCACGGAGUACGGUCGGAUGACCUCCCCCUGUCGCCGCCUCUGCCUGCAGGCCAAGAGCGACUGUUACCAACUGAUGGACAUGUUUGGUGUCAGCUGGCCUGAGGAGAUGGACUGCAACAGGUUCCCAGACUGUGACGAGCCCUACCCCCGACCUGUGGACCUUCUGUCCAGCUCAGACACAGCUGAGUCCCCCAUCUCUGUCCAGAGGGACUACGGCUUCUGGUGUCCCCGGGAACUCAAAAUAGAGCCGGAGCUUGGCUACUCCUUCAUGGGGGUUAGGGACUGCUCCCCUCCGUGUCCCAACAUGUACUUCACACGGGAGGAGCUGACAUUCGCCCGCUACUUCAUUGGAGUGGUGUCCAUCGUCUGCCUGUCUGCAACACUGUUCACCUUCCUGACUUUCCUCAUUGACGUAUCAAGGUUCCGCUACCCAGAGCGCCCCAUUAUCUUUUACGCCGUCUGCUACAUGAUGGUGUCCUUGGUGUUCUUCCUGGGCUUCCUGCUGGAGGACCGAGUUUCCUGUAAUGCAGCGAGUCCUGGAAGGUUUAGGGCGUCCACAGUGACUCAAGGAUCACAUAAUAAGGUCUGCACUCUUCUCUUCAUGGUGCUGUACUUCUUCACCAUGGCUGGUAGUGUGUGGUGGGUCAUAUUAACCAUCACCUGGUUCCUAGCAGCUGUUCCUAAGUGGGGCAGUGAGGCCAUAGAGAAGAAGGCUCUCCUCUUCCACGCCUGUGCCUGGGGCGUCCCAGGUGUCUUGACCGUCACUCUGCUUGCCAUGAACAAGAUAGAGGGAGACAGUGUGAGCGGUGUUUGCUUUGUGGGACUUUACAACCUGACAGCACUGCGUUGGUUCCUGCUGGCCCCGCUGGGACUGGAUGUUGUGGUAGGCGUUGUGCUGCUGCUGGCAGGCAUUGCUGCGCUUAAUCGUGUCCGCAUGGAGAUCCCUUUGGAGAAGGAGAACCAGGAGAAACUGGUGAAAUUCAUGAUUCGUAUCGGCGUGUUCUCCAUUCUCUACCUGGUUCCUCUGCUGACCGUCAUCGCCUGUUACUUUUAUGAGAGCAGCUACCGAACCAUCUGGGAGACAACCUGGGUCCAGGAGAAGUGCAGAGACUACCACAUCCCCUGCCCCUAUAAGGUGGAGAGCACCAGUCGGCCCGACCUGGCCCUCUUCCUCAUUAAAUACCUGAUGAUGCUGAUUGUGGGAAUCCCCUCGGUGUUUUGGGUUGGCAGUAAGAAGACCUGCUUUGAGUGGGCAAGUUUCUUUCACGGCAAGAGACGCAAAGACGGGUUGGUCAACGACAGCCGUCAGGUUCUCCAGGAGCCCGACUUUGCGCAGCUGCUGUACAGGAACCCCAACACCCCCAUCGUGAGGAAGUCGAGGGGCACAUCCACCCAGGGAACCUCCACCCACGCCUCCUCCACCCACCUGGCUAUGCUGGAUGAGCCCCCCAGUGCCAGCACCAGCCGGGCAGGAUCAGUGCGCAGCGCUCGCUCCAAGAUGAGCAGUUACCAUGGCAGCCUGCACCGCUCCAGAGAUGGGAGAUACACGGCUUCCAGCUUCCGGGCGGCAGAGGAGUGGCUGCCCUACGGCAGCAUGCCCCGCCUCAGCGACCAGUCCAGACACUGCAGCACCAACCAACUAGACAGCCUGUCCAGACACGACUCCACCCUACGAUUGGAGAGCCAAUCACGGCACAGCAGCAUCAGGGACCUGAGCAGCUCCAGGCAGGCAGUUCUUGGUGUUCCUGGAAAUGGGAUUCACAGGAUGCUGGAUGACAACGGAGCUCCAAGCUAAACCGACCUGCAGCCUGCUGGAACCGACCUAACUGGACAGGGUGGUGGACAGAGCAGGAAGGCACACUAAUAUUGUUUUCUACAGAAUAAAGAAUGUAUGAGAACAAGACCUAUGGAGACUUGUCCUGGGUCAGUUUGGGACCUCAGAAUGAGACAACUGAUCCAGUCAGACUAAGAGAAGCACAUUUGGAUCUUUGCCUUAAUGUCUCUCAGCUUUAUCUGCCAGUCCAGCCGAUCCAAAAAGUGACACUUGAAGCUGAAUGUUGCCAGGUUUACAGAUAAAUGGAGGCUACAUUUAUAGUUGGACCUAAACUUCUGAGCCUGACUAAAACAACUGUGAUUUCUUUUUUUACUUGUAUAAUUUGUGAAUUGAAAAGGAUUAUACAGUUUGAGACAGUAGCUUUUUUCUCUAGCUUGGGCUUCUAGGGACUCAAGAUAUUUAAAGCAGGAUUUUUCACUAGAUUAUCCUUAUUUUCAGGUGAAACAUCAUGAAUCUGAAGCUUCUCUCCAGCCCUAAACUUUACAUAAGCCUCUUCAGACUGAACUAUUCCCGAGUAGGUACACGCAACUACCUCCGACAGGAAGUGUGGGAAUGUGAUCAUUGCAUUCGUUGUACCCAGCUUCUAAUCCCAUUUCUGUUUGUGUUGUGAAAAGGAAUAGUGCACACCAAGUUUAUGGCUGGCGACUGAGAUAAAUCAUUUCAAAACCUU